ACUGGUUCCAGGGGGCUCCAGGAAACCACCCAAAUCUCACAAAAAACACCAUCUCACGGCAACAAACAUGAAACAGUAAUGCACACAAAUUGCUCCUUCGCAAAUCUCCAUCUUUCAAGCAACGACAAACAUGAGCAAGAACGAGCCGGGAUUCCUGCGAAACCUCUCUUUGGACGUUGUUGAGGGCGGCUUGCCACUUCGGGCCAUAAUGGUGCCUCGAGAGGUCGACCCCAUUGUUGGAAUGAUUAUAGAGAUUCGGAGCGGCAAGAGAAGCGAUCACAGCACGGCAACCAACACAUGUUGUGUGGAUAUUCCGUUGAGUCUAUCAGCCAGCGGUCGGCAUGUACGAGAAAGGAGUUCCUCCAUAGGCACAGAAGAGAUGCGAGGACAGGGCAGCGACCAAGAAUGCGAGAGAAUUCAUCCCCUUCCUCGAAGUGCUUCCCUCGUGUCCCUUCCAGCGAAAGUCAUCUGUCUCGCAGGCAGCUUUGACCGCUUUGGUACAUUCCCGUCCAACAAGGAAAAGACGGACAAGAUCAUGUUGGCCCCGAUCAAGUCGUUGGAUUGCAAUCCACAAGAGAUUCCGUCUGAGAUCUCUGUUCUGCCCCCCUUGACCCGCAUGAUACCGGUGCUAGUGAACACAAGCUAGGGGAGGUCGUUCUUGAAGCAUCUCUCGUGCUGGGCGCAUCGCAUAAUGAACUCUCUUUGAAGCACAAAAGCACACUUCUGUUGAAGCUUUUGUAUUCUGGGGUUUGUCAGUGAAACAACUUCCCAGUAACGAGAUUCUGUUUAUUAACUAUAUAUAAUACAUGCUACAGUACCCAAGAA
This is a messenger RNA of Seminavis robusta, 825 nucleotides long. Lineage: Eukaryota; Bacillariophyta; Bacillariophyceae; Naviculales; Naviculaceae. The record is from the annotation of a GenBank genome assembly.